CUCCAAACUUCUCCACUUGCAGAGAGGGAAAGAGAGAGCGUGAGAGAAAGAAACAGACAUCCUUCAUUCCCCUUUCUUCCUUCUUCUUCAACUUCUUUCUCAUUUCUUGGAGAGGAAGAGAGAGAGAGCUUCAGUUCCCCAAAUUCUGUCUUUCUUGCUCGUUUCUCUUCCCUGCCUCAUCUAUGGCAGCGAAUCAGAACUCUCCUACUGGAGAGGCUGCUGGGAACGACGAAGAAGAAGCCAAUAAAGGAUCCCAGAACGGAGAAGAAGGAGAAGACAUGGAAGACCAGCCAGAAGAAGUCAUGAGUACACCAUUCGAUAAGCAGUACUAUACCGCCGAAGAAUUGGCGUAUAGAUGGAAUCUCCAGAAGGACAUAAAAUCUGGAGAACUUAGCAACACAGAGAUGAUUGUAACGAUGAGGGAGGUGUAUUUUGUUGAUCUUAACGUGCCCGCCAGGAAAUUCGUGGAUGUAGUCAACGAAGUGGUUCAGAAUAUUGGAGGAGGCAACAUGGCGCCCGCUCGAUUCGAAUUGCCUUUAGCAUUUGCUUGCUUCGAUCUCAAAGAGUGGCAGCGUUCGGAUGAUAGGCUACUGCAGGAGGGAUUCGGAAAUGAGUAUGGCAAAGACGUUAAGGAGAUGAUGAAGCAGUCGGCAGAAGGAUAUACCGAGGAGAUGAUGAUCCACUUUCUGAAGAAAGCUGAUUGGGAGGGUUUAGCUGCAAGGAAUUUUGGAUUUGGGGCUCGUUCGUUUGUGCAAUGCAAAGCAAGAUUCUGGUUUCGGUCUUGGGCGCUGUCAGAGAAGGGUUCCAGGACGUUGCGGGAGAGGAGGGGCGCAACAGAAGAGAAGCGAAUGAUGCGCUUGAUUAAAUGGCAAGGAGGGACAAACACUGACUGGCCCUUGAUCGCAAAGGAACUGGGCGGAAAUCGGACUCCCGAUUGGUGCUUUGAAAGAUUCGUCAGGUUGAAGAAAGAUGCAGCAGCCGAGGCAGAGGCGGAGUCAAUGAAGAAGAAGAAGAGGAGUCCUUGAAGAAUGUUUUGUCAUUGUCAGUCAUAUUCUUUUUGGAACUAAGAAUCGCCAUUGAUUGAUAUCGAGCUUCGCGGGCUCAGAGUUUGGUGAUUGCUGCGGCGGCUAUGGCGCCUUUAGUCAUUUUUGGUUCCUCAACUAUCUGUUAAUGCUAGUCAAUUUUCAUUUGAUUCUUUUCUUUUGGUGAGAAAAUGUAAGAAUACGAGUAUGGACCCAUUAAAGAAAGACAAGAAUGCAAUAGAAUGGUAAAUUUGUCUGUAUCCUCUGUCUUGUUCCGUUUCGGUUCCUUUCUUUCUUUCUUUCUUUCUUUCUCCAACCCUUCCAAUUCCGAGACCAUCUUUCUCGCAUCCGCCAAAGCGAGUUCUUGAAGGCAUUAGGUAGAACCAGAGAGCUUGAGCAGCGUCGGCCGUCAACAAUGGCAGUAUACCUAGUCGAGGAAGAGAUCGACGGCAGCAGUACGAACCCUAGAAUCGCUUCGCUUAUUUUUGUUUGUGUUCCUGUCAAUUUGGUUUCUCUUCGAGGUGCUGCUGGUGCGAAAUUGAGACAACGGCGUUCCGGUGUGAUGCCACAGACGCGGGGUAUGAGCUACUGACUUCUCUACUGUCUCUGUGUGAUUACUGUCGUUUUCAUCAAAUUGUAGAUAUAGCAAUUUGGGAAGCUCUCGAGUAUAUGGAUCGUGAUUCGUUGUAGCUGGCUGUGAUUCUUUAGUUUGGUAAUGGUUGUUUAGCAGACAGGAAGGAAUCCCAUGGGGCUGUGGGGGGUGCUGCACUCUACAUUGCUGCUUACGCUCAUGGUUGAAAACCUUCUUCUGAAGAUAUUGUAAGUUCUACCUGCAGCUUUUGUGGAUUCAUGCCUGUUAAUGUAGGAUUUGGAAAGCUCUCCAGUAUUAGGCUAUUGAUGCGGUUGCUGAUCUGUAUUAGUGCAGUGCAGGUUUUCCCUUUUCAUCUUAUAUUAGUCACUGAAUACUUACUUGGCAGUGAAAGAAUAUCUCUUUCUCGUUACAGGCAAGUGGGCAACCAACCGGAGAAGCAAGGUUUUUGAGAGGGACGGAAGAACGCUUAGUUGCACUGCAGUACUAUUAGUCCAUCCAAGGCUCAACAAUAAUCCUAGAUUGAAGAAAUGUAAGGUGUGGCCUUAUUUUUCUCUAUCUAUGUGAUGUUUCCUGCGAUUAUACAUGUUUACGAAUUCAGGGAUAUUGGUUCAGUUGUUGUUGAUGAUUCAAGUAUAAGGUUAUUUUCAGGAAAGAUUAUGUCUGUCAUGUGUCCGUUUUCAAAGAAAUCUUCCUGGUUAUGAUCCAAGUAGUACAUGUCACACGCCCUUUAUGCUUUGUUAUACUUCGUCCUUAGGUCCGGUGGCUUGAAACCUGGACUCGUUUUUAUUAUUAUUCGUUUGUGGGCGGAUGGGUUUCAUUUGUUUCCGCACUGGACUUGCUGUCUACCGGUGCAUUUCUCAAUUCUUUAAGAAGUUACUGUCUUGCUUGUCAGAAAUUUUCAUUUUCAAUGGCUACUCUACACACAUGGUACAACCUUAUAAGCCAGUUCAUGAAACAUCCUGUUAGGGUCAUUUUUACCAUAUACUGGGUGAUCUAUAUAAUGAGUGGUUAAAGUUGAUCUCCUCAUGCUUUUAAUUUUAAUCAUUAUUCAAACAUGGUUAAAAAAGCUGCAGCCUUUAUGAUUCACACUGUUAACUGAUGGAGACCUGCCACUUCGAUUGUAUGUUUACUCUUCAAUGCCACUUCUUAGGUUGGGUUGUGUUCAACACUGGACUAAACAACUGCUUUGUAGAUGAGAAAGGCGAGAGGUUGCUGUAAUUAAAAGCCAUGAAAGGCUCCAGCUUUUAGUAACAGAAGAGGAGGGUUUAGGUUCGUUCCAUUAGGAUGCGAUGAGUUUCUGCUUUCUUUUUGGAUAUGAAUUCUGAAGCUGUACCUCAUUUUCUCAGUCUCAUGAACUUGGUUCCUCAAACGAAGAGACAAUGCUAUGCAAACUAAUCAAGGGUACGAGAGGAUGAAACUGGAAGAUGAGGAGGGCAUCAUUCUUUGAUUCUUCACUUGUUACUCACAAUCAGGUAGUUAGGUCCAGGGUGAGGUGACUGAUGUAUAUCCACCUGUUAUCAUCUGUCUAAUGGUUAUGUUGCUGUAUGCAGGUGCUCGAAGCUACACGACUUUGUAGGGAGAAAUUUAGGUAUUGUGCUCAGUGAUUACUCUGUAUAAAGUACUUGAUCAAUGUGCAUUGUGUGUUCAUCAUGUACAACGCCGCUGCUUCUACCAUGUAAUGAAUUACAGCAAUGAAGCCAUAUCUGAUUGUGAUAAAUUGAAUAUUCAUUCUGAUUAAAGUCAUGUUGUAUCCAUCCAUUUAAGCGUUCUUUGAUUUGGUGAGUGCCAACUAAUAGCUGAAGAGUAAGUUGAAGGUCUAUACACAAGUUCCAUUAUGUCAGGUAAAGAUCCAACAUUUACCCUUUUCCUGUUGAACUGUGCGAGAAAAAUUGAGUGUGAAAGUUUUAGCAUGAGAAGAAAAAUGGCUAUCAGGGGAAUCGGUUUUGAUUUUUCAGUCCCUCUGCUGGGCACUCAUUUGAUUGUUCUCACUUUCCUUAGGAGAUUCAUUUGAUUGUUCUCACUAUCCUUAGGAGAUUUCUUCAGUUUAUUUCCAUCCAGUAUGUUUUUUUGCCAUUAAACGGAAAUGAAUAAAUAGCAUACCAUGGUGGGCCUUUGUGACCAGAUUACUUCCCUUUUUUAGCAUCGUACAAUUGGAAUGGUGAAAUCUAUAUCUUAACCCUUUCUGUUGCUGUCUUUACCCACGUUAAUCUCCCGAAUCCUUACCUCCUCCAUAUUUGGUCUUGUUUUGGUGUGAUCAGGCUGCUCCACAGUGACAGUAAGUCAGUGAUGCACCUGAAAAGGUGGAUGCAGCUUUUCGUGAGUCAUUCAAAGCAAUCACCACUGACAUCCAACAGAUUCGGUUAAAUGGCCUAUUGGUAUGUUCUUCCCUGAUCACAAUCUCCUAGCUACUCUGCUUAACUGAAUGUACUAUGUGCCCUGAGUAUGCCUCCCUCACAUAGUAUCAGUAUUGUUUGCUCUGCUUCCAAUUCUGGUGCUUAUUUUUGCCAGUACCGACUCUCUUAGGAUUACGCGCGUGUGUGUGUUGCUAAGGAUAGGAUCUUCCAGUUUUCUUAUCAACUCAAAGAGAUGUAAGAAAGUGUUUGGAAAUUUGUUUUACCAUCAGUGUGUGUGUUGCUAACUCUAUGAUCGAUGAUUCCGUUAAGUAGGCUCGUGUUCUUUGCUCUAUUCCAGCUUCAACACUUGAUCAAAAUAUGAGACGAUUGAAAAAAAUUGCUGGGGGAAAUGUGUCAAAUAUAUUGCACACAAGUAU
Molecule: messenger RNA, 4384 nt
Organism: Linum trigynum
Lineage: Eukaryota; Viridiplantae; Streptophyta; Magnoliopsida; Malpighiales; Linaceae
Source: the annotation of a GenBank genome assembly